AGUAACAGUCCUGCAUGGCAGAGUGACAGUCCUGCAUGGCAGAGUGACAGUACUGCAUGGCAGAGUGACAGUACUGCACGGCAGAGUGACAGUACUGCACGGCAGAGUAGCAGUACUGCAUGGCAGAGUAACAGUACUGCAUGGCAGAGUGACAGUACUGCAUGGCAGAGUAACAGUACUGCACGGCAGAGUAACAGUCCUGCAUGGCAGAGUAACAGUACUGCAUGGCAGAGUGACAGUCCUGCAUGGCAGAGUGACAGUACUGCAUGGCAGAGUAACAGUUUCAGUUGUACAUGUAUAGUAACAGUCCUGCAUGGCAGAGUGACAGUACUGCAUGGCAGAGUAACAGUACUGCACGGCAGAGUAACAGUCCUGCAUGGCAGAGUAACAGUACUGCAUGGCAGAGUGACAGUCCUGCAUGGCAGAGUGACAGUACUGCAUGGCAGAGUAACAGUUUCAGUUGUACAUAGUAACAGUCCUGCAUGGCAGAGUGACAGUCCUGCAUGGCAGAGUAACAGUACUGCACGGCAGAGUAACAGUACUGCAUGGUGGCAGAGUAACAGUACUGCAUGGUGGCAGAGUAACAGUACUGCACGACAGAGUAACAGUACUGCACGGCAGAGUAACAGUACUGCAUGGUGGCAGAGUAACAGUACUGCAUGGCAGAGUGACAGUACUGCAUGGCAGAGUGACAGUCCUGCAUGGCAGAGUGACA
Messenger RNA from Saccoglossus kowalevskii, 715 nucleotides. RefSeq names its product mucin-21-like. The record is from RefSeq and is a predicted model, not a curated record. Lineage: Eukaryota; Metazoa; Hemichordata; Enteropneusta; Harrimaniidae.